GCGUGUGUGUGUGUGUGUGUCGUCCCCAGUGAACAUGACCUGGGCGAGGACGACAUCUACGACUGUGUGCCGUGUGACGACGAUGGCGAUGACAUCUAUGAAGACAUCAUUAAGGUGGAAGUACGACAACCCAUGAUCAGAUACAUGCAGAAAAUGGGAAUGACAGAAGACGACAAGAGAAACUGUUGUUUGGUCGAGAUUCAAGAAACUGAAGCAAAGUAUUACAAGACGUUAGAAGACGUGGAGAAGAAUUAUAUGAUUCCACUCAGGCUGGUCUUGAAUCCACAGGACAUGGACGCCAUUUUUGUCAACCUUGAGGAUGUGAUCAGAGUCCACUUUGCCCUUCUGCGAGCCAUCGAUCUGAACAUGGUGACCGGAGGAAGUGGUCUGGGCAAGAUUUUCCUCGACUUCAAAGAAAGGUUGUUGAUCUACGGUCAGUACUGCAGUCACAUGGAAAACGCUCAGAAGACACUGGACGAGUUAAUAGCGACGCGAGACGACGUCAGGAUCAAAGUCGAGGAAUGUACCUUGAAAGUCCAGGAGGGAAAAUUCAAGCUGCAGGAUCUGCUGGUGGUUCCAAUGCAGAGGGUUUUAAAGUAUCACCUACUACUGAAGGAACUUUUAAGUCACUCCACUGACCGACCGGAGAGACAACAGCUGAAGGAGGCACUGGCAGCUAUGCAGGAUCUGGCCAUGUACAUCAACGAAGUGAAACGCGACAACGAGACACUGAAGAAAAUCAGCGAAUUCCAAAGUUCUAUUGAAAACCUUCAGCAGGUGAAACUGGAGGAGUACGGGAGGCCGAAGAUCGACGGAGAGCUGAAGGUUUCUUCCAUCGUCAACAGAACCAAACAGGACCGGUAUAUUUUCCUCUUUGAUAAAGUGGUGAUUGUCUGCAAGAGGAAAGGUUAUAGUUACGAGCUGAAAGAAAUCAUCGAGCUGCAGUCGUACAAAAUGUCCGACGACCCCAUGAACAACAGAGACGUGAAGAAGUCGAGUGGAAAAAUGUGGUCGUACGGCUUCUACCUGAUCCACCUGCAGGGGAAACAAGGCUUUCAGUUCUUCUGUAAGACUGAGGACACAAAGAGGAAGUGGAUGGAGCAGUUUGACAUGGCCAUAUCCAACAUUAAACCAGAGAGAGCCACAGCCAAUCAGCACAACUUCCAGAUGCACACGUUUGAUCAGAACACCAACUGUCGAGCCUGUAAAAUGCUGCUGAGGGGGAUCUUCUAUCAGGGUUAUUUCUGCUCUCGCUGUGGAACAGGAGCUCAUAAAGAGUGUCUGGAAAUCAUCACCAUCUGUAAAAUCAAUCCUCAUGACUCGGAACCUGGGAUGUCGUCAGGUCCUAAGAUGGUGGCCGUGAGGAAUUACCACGGCACGCCGGCGCCGCCGGGGAAAACUGCGCUGUGCUUUCAGACGGGAGACUUCAUCGAGCUGCUGAAGGGAGAUCCUGACACCACGUGGUGGGAGGGGAAACUGAUACAAACACAGAAGAGCGGCUUCUUCCCCAGCUCGUGUGUAAAACCUUGUCUGGACCCAAAGGUUUGUCAUUAAAUACACAAACAACAGUAAAUAAUCUGUC
Messenger RNA from Solea senegalensis (Senegalese sole), 1582 nucleotides. RefSeq names its product vav 2 guanine nucleotide exchange factor (gene vav2). The transcript has 19 exons. The annotation marks the transcript as partial. Gene Ontology annotation, biological process: intracellular signal transduction; regulation of GTPase activity; cell migration. The record is from RefSeq and is a predicted model, not a curated record. Lineage: Eukaryota; Metazoa; Chordata; Actinopteri; Pleuronectiformes; Soleidae. Gene Ontology annotation, cellular component: cytoplasm. Gene Ontology annotation, molecular function: guanyl-nucleotide exchange factor activity; protein binding.